AUGCCCGUCCCUACACAGGAGGCGCAGCCCCAUGUCGUCCUCCACCAUCGAGGUCUCGAGACCACCUUUCGUGGCAUCGAGCACCGUCUCUCGGAGGACAAAGCGCGGAUACACCAGUUUCGGGGCAUCAAGUACGCCUCGAUACCAGCUCGUUUUCGACAGUCCCAGCUUUUCUCCAGCUAUGCUCCGAUUACUGAUGCCACGAGCUAUGGACCUAUAUGCCCACAAAAGAGACCCUCGAAAUCAAUAGAGGAAACCUUGUUUGGGAUACCCCGGGAGGAAAUACCUACGCAGAAGCUCAAGCAGGAUGAGUUUGAGUGUCUGAACCUCAAUAUCACCUCCCCGGCAGGCCUCAUCCCCUACCACUCUCGCGUACCCGUCAUGCUGUGGGUGCAUGGCGGCGGCGAGAGAGGCUCAGGCUCUCAAUGGUACUACGACCCAGGCGCGAUUGUGCGCAAGAGCAUCGUUGACCACAAGCCUGUUAUCUUUGUCACAUUCAAUUACCGGAUAGGCAUUUUGGGUUUCGCAGCCAGCCCAAUAAUCCGCGAAGACAACAGGGCCGCAGGUGAGGAGGGUACGGGGAAUUACGGCCUUCGCGAUCAACGAAAAGCACUGGAAUGGCUGCACCACAACAUCGCAGAGUUUGGCGGCGACCCGAACAACAUCACGCUCGCGGGGAAUGGGUCGGGCGCUGCAGCCAUCGUGUGUCACCUCCUAUCGCGCCUGAACGAGACGAGGCCGCUCUUCCAUCGUGCGAUCAUCCAGAGCCCGGUGUUUGAACCAACGCUUCCUGAUGUGAGCAGCGCUGGCUGGCACCUAUCGAGAGUGAUGUCGGCGUUGCAGGUCUCGUCGAUAGAGAAAUUUCGUCAUAUCGACGUGGAGAAGCUCAUCGGCCUGGGGCUGAACCUCGGGGCGGUGGAUGAUGGUGUCUUCUUCAGAGACGACUGGCAAAGCUACUUCGCACCUGAGACGGCACACGCACACCAUCACCAUCGGCAAGACCACCUGCAAGCGGGCCACGGCGGACGUCGGACGGGACGUAGCAGCUCGUCACCUCGGAAUAUGCGCUCGCGCUCUCGGACACCUCGACUCGAUCCGCAUUCUACCACCAGAAGUCACACCUCACCCACCCAACAACAAUAUCAACACCCGGCCCACCUCCAGCCCCUCAUCAUCGGUGAUACUAGCGCCGACUCAUUCCUGUGGGCCAUGCCCAUAUCGUAUUGGACGUCGAGCGGCGUCGUCCGCAGGCUGAAGGCGAUCUGCCAGAGUUUGUCGAAGACGAGCGGCAUCCAGCGCGCGUACGAUAUCGGCUCCCAUAUCCCUGACGAGGAAAUCAUUGACCGUGUACUGGAGCUGGUUGGCGAUGCCCGUGUUGCGUGGCCUACGCACUGUGUCGCGGAGGCUGCCAAGCGGGAACGUGCAAGCGCAGCGAUCGCUUCGGGCUCUGGGUUGGGCAGUGGCACGGGAGUGUGGAGAUACGUCUUCGACCAGGAAGGCUCACUACGAGGGAUACCACAUUAUGGUGCAGACUUGAUGUACUUGUUCGACAACGUCCCCCUCCCAGCGAGUGCCUACACAUUCGCAGGCGGCGGUGGGUACGACGCGUUUUGGGACGGCCCGUUCGAUGUAGACGAUGAGGAGGAGCUCAAGGAGAACGUCGCUUCGUGUGUUGCCGGUGUGCCGCACCUCGGCGGCGACAUUGACAUCGACUUCUGCUUAUCUACUGCGGACUUCUCAAAGCCUCCCACCAUCGCGUCCAUCUCUUCGAGCUCUUCAUUGGCUGGGCUCACACCCCGCGUACUCCCAAACGUGCACAGACCCUCCCCUCUCGCUAACGGCAGCGGCUACGAGCACGACUUAACCCGUGCCCUCUCACCCACACUUUCGCCCAGCCUCUCACCCUCGCUUGCCCACCACCGCAACUCGCACUCCUCCAGCACCUCCGUCGACACCGUCUCCAGCACCUCUCACGACAGCGACUGGCUGACGUCGAUCGUUGACGUGUACUCGUAUGCGCGUGUGCGCGACACGAUGCAGGAGCGCUGGAUCGCGUUCGCGCAUGGCGAGGUCCCCUGGAGAGCAGAUAAGGUGUUCGUGUUCGGCCCGGAAGGCGAGACGGGGGAGAGGAGCCAGGAGAUUUUUGAUGGGAGACGGAGAAGACAGCUUUGGAGGGAGGCACUAGAGCCUCUUGGUCCUGCCCUCGUCCAGAAGGUCGGCGUUGAGCUUAGCAGGGGGCCAGCGUCUGGUGCGGAUCGGCGGUAG
Molecule: messenger RNA, 2265 nt
Organism: Cyclocybe aegerita
Lineage: Eukaryota; Fungi; Basidiomycota; Agaricomycetes; Agaricales; Hemipholiotaceae
Source: the annotation of a GenBank genome assembly